AGGAUGAACUUGACAUGAAAUGAUGGGUUUCAUACUAUGACACAGCCCUGGGAAAGUGGUAUGAAUGCUUGUGGAUUAGCUUUAUCGCAAAUAACAUAUCUCAUAGCAUCACUAACAAAGAAAAACAACAAAUCUUCCAUCGUGGAGCUCAAUCAGUUGGUAGAACGGCAUGGGGAGGAGGCGGAGAAGCACAUUCUUCAUACCCUCUUUAGCCAAGUAGAGUUCAGCAGUGAUGGCAAGAGCACUGGCAAGGAUUUUCAUCAGACCCAGAUCCUCAUACAAGAGGCAAAGAACUUGAUGUUGAAGCCCAACUUUAUCGGGCUACUAUGUUACGCAACGCAAGGUACACUACGCCCUUCCCCCUCUCUCUUUCCUUCACUGGUUAAAGUUUUACGGCUGUCACCUCUAAACGAAAUUGUGUUCGCACUCGCCCUCAGUCAAUCUCCCGAUCAAGAAAUCCAGAAGCAAGCGAUCACAGUCCUGGACACUAAGAUCUGCAACGUACUGCGACAGUAUCUGAAGGACGGAGACACGACCAUCAGAGAGCUGCCCGUACACGUAGUUUACUAUGCCAUCAGUCACGUCCUCAAAGAAAAUAACAUUCCCGCUGCUGAUAAGGAUCUGCUUAUCGAUCAUCUGCGUCAAGUCUUCCCCAUUGAUAACUGUCCCAUAAUCCUGGUUCCCUUGCUGCAUAACUCAACUAUCUAUAGAAACAGUUUGCACUCCACUCCGGCUAACAACAGCCUGGAAACGGACCCCCACAACCUGCCCGAACUCAUUAAAGAGUGUGGAUAUUCUUGCUGUGACAGUGUUGACGAGUUACAAGGCCUAUUUAAUGUUAUCAAAUCAGAGAUAACUGCUAGGACUGUUGCCAAAACUCUGGGCAUGAUGGUUCAAACACCGAAGAAUGGCAACGAUACCGUGAUAAGUCUACAGAACAUUAACUCCUCCCUAUCAUGGACAGAUAAACCAGAACCUCCAGCAAAUUCGACCUCUUGGAACAUCAAGAAUCUAAUUUUCGUGCUAUCUCAGAAGGUACCACAUUUGGAUUGGAGAGAGGUGAUUAUAGAACUUGAUUAUCCUGAGUUCUUCGUUCCCGAUGUCCAGGGCUUAAACUUCAUCCUCGAAGCCUACAAUCUUGCGACCACUGAGCCAUUCCCAACCACUGCAAUCUACCGAAUGUGGGCCAACGUGAAGGGUCAGUUGUCAUGGAUAAAGCACAGCUUGUCGUCAGAAUCCGAAUUUUCCUUCAUAAAGAAUCUCGGAAAACAAGUCGAAUUGGAAAUUCUGAAGAGUCCUCCAGAGGAAGGCAUGCCGGAAGUUCAGAUUCGAGAGGUUUGGAACUCACUGGAUCUGAUUGAGACCCUGUUGAAUAUUGGAGAAUGUGGAGAACGAGCGGAAGUAGUGAACAUCCUGACUACCCCUGCCAAACUCUGCCCGGAUAUUCUCAUGCUGGGUCUCCUUCAGAGCAAGUGUAACUGGCACACUCUUCAGGACGACAUGAUAAGAUCCCUGCUACAAACCUUCCUUGGAAACCACCCGAACUCAGCCAUCAUCCUACAUUAUUGCUGGUCCGGACCCGGAAACAGACAAGCCACCCUCCAGAAGAUCAUGUUGGGUGCCAUGUCCGACUACUAUCUCCAUGAUCAGACUCACAGCGGACAAGUUGACCAGACGCGACUAUCCAGAAUCCUGGACGUGGCUCAGGAUCUCAAGACCCUGUCCCAGUUGCUCCAUUCCCCAAACUUCUUGUUUGUUAUCGAGUUAGCGGUACUGGCCUCGAGAAGGGAAUAUCUCAAACUUGACAAGUGGCUUACUGAUAAGCUCAUCACUCAUCAGGAACCCUUUGUUAGGGCGACUAUCACAUACCUAACCCGGAAGCUUGAUAGCGAGAAUCCCAAAAACCCUCACCUCCCUCAAGAAGUGAUGCUGAGUGUCCUGCACUGUCUACAGCGAGUCCUGCAGCAGUCCACCGUACCUGACGGCUUUCCCAUCUCUCAGGAAGUGAAGGACCACAUUCACCACCUGGUUACCACCCACCUCCCUGCUGCCUCCAUGAUGCCUCCCAAUAACUCCAUCAUGACGAACAGUACUCCCAUGAUGUCCAACAACUCCUCCAUGAUGGGUACCACCACCUCCAUACUAUCAAGCAGUCUGGCUAACACCAACACCCUGCUGCCCAACACCACCGCCAACCAGCUCAUUGCCUCCAGCACUGCCAGCAACCCCAUGCUACCAAACACCAACUCCAUGUCUAGCAACAUCCUGGGCACCACCAACAUGGGUGCUCUGGGGGGCAUGUCUAGUCUUCAGAACAAACUACCACAGCUGAUGAGUCAAAACAACACCCCUAACCCGUCUGCCCCGCUGGGCGCCAUGACGAACGGUCUGAGCAGUGUGCUCGGAGGAAGCAUUUCACAGCUCCAGCAGGUGAACACGACUACCAACUCUGCUGCUGCCAACAACACCACAGUCAACAACAAUAACACCAGCAGUAAACACAUCCUACAGCACUAUGGUCAGCAGUCGUCCAGUCCCCCGAUCCCCCCAGACAGCUCCUUCUCAGCCGUAGUGGCUCAGCAACAGAGGAGGACUUCUCUCAGUCAGCCCUCUAACAAUAUCCUGUCCUCUGGUAAGGAAGAAGGAAUAGGGCCCGGCACGCUAGGCCAACAGAACACGAUGUCUACAGGGCUGGGUCAGAGCCUGCAGGGUGGUGUAGGACAGUCACUUAUCUCUCAGGGGAACCUGCAGAGCAGUCUACAAUCUCACCUCAACCUCGGUGGCACCUCCUCCCCUCAAUCCACUCUGGGAGCUGGAUCUCAGAACCUCUUCCAGCACAACAAGAUGAACAUGGGCCACUCUGGAUUCGGGAGUAACACUCUCGGGAACUUGGGUCAGAGCAGUUUGUCGUCCCACCUCAACAGCUUGGGUCAAAACAAUAUGUCCCAGAGUUUGGGGCAGGGUGGGUUUAACAGUCUGGGUCAGCAAGGUAUCGGACAACAGGUGUUAGGUCAACAGGUCCUAGGACAACAGGGACUAGGCCAACACAGCAUGAACACUUCAAACCCCAACUUUAUGGGCAACUUCGACCAAACGUUGUCUAACAUCAAUCAGAACCAUUUCCCUAAAGAUAUUGAGGACGAGGCAAACUCCUACUUCCAGCAAAUAAUCAUCACAAAAUCAAUCCCUAUCAACACUGCUCUCGACAUGUUGAAGAAGUUCGAGAGUUCCUCUGAUAAACGAGAAAAGGACGUUUUUAACUGUAUGCUUCAUGCGCUAUUUGAAGAAUAUAAAUUCUUUAACCAAUACCCGGAACAGGAACUGAAGAUAACAGGAAAACUGUUCGGUGGGAUCAUUGAGCGUGGACUUGUCACUUACGUUUCUCUAGGCUACGCUCUGAGGAUUAUCCUUGACUCCCUUCAGUUUCCCCCGACACAUAAAAUGUACAUGUUUGGUAUAAACGCUAUCGAAGAAUUCAAACACAAGCUUAAAGAUUACCCGCAGUAUUGUCGGUAUCUAAAAGAAAAGAAUCCUCACUAUAAAGACUUUCCGCCAAGACUUCUGGAAUAUAUCGAGCACGGUGAAGAAUCUCAGGAACCACCAUCAGCCAAGUUCAAUCAGCAGCAGCCUCAACAAGGCUUCGGGACGGGUGCUUUACAGCAAUCGUCCUUCCAGACAAUGUUUGGUAACCAAACGAACUACAAUCAGAAUAACCAGAAUUUGGGGAUGUUCGCACAGUCCAACUCUGGUGGGGCCAGUUUGUUCAACCCUGCUCCGCCCUCUUCCUCCCCCCAUGCAACACCUCAGAUGAAUUCCUUUAAUCUUCAGAGUAUUCUCCACAACCCAGCCUCCAAGGGUACCAUUGGUUCAUCCCUUGGCAAUAUAGGAUCAUCUCUUGGGACAAAUAGCUUCAACCUACCACCCUCCUCCUCCCCCAACAUCCUGACCCACCAAGCAGUCCCAGUUCAACAGAACGCCGUCAUUCCUCAUGGCAGAUCGACCCCUACUAGAACCGUAACUCCUCAAGGGGGCUGGACUCAGCCAGAACAGGACGACAAAAAGAGCGUAGAACAGUUGAAAGUAAAACACCAGCCACCGCCAGAAGGAGUUCAAGAUAAGAUUCUCUUUAUCUUUAACAACAUCUCCCAGGACAACAUACAUCAAAAGGCUGAGGAAUGGCUAGAAAUAGUGGAACAACAGUUCUUCCCGUGGGCAGCUCAGUACCUGAUUACAGAGAGAGUGAGUAUCGAGCCCAACUUCCAUCAGCUCUAUCUACAGUUUGUCGAGACACUCAGCCAAAAGGAAUACACAGCCCAUGUGCUACACGAAACUUACAACAAUAUUAAGAUUUUGUUAAAAUCUCCUACGAUGAGCUCAACCAAUGCUAGUGAGAAGAGCUACCUGAAGAAUUUGGGAGCUUUCUUGGGACUUUACACUUUGGGGAGAAACAAGCCCAUCCUACAAAUUGAUCUAGAUUUGAAAAGCCUGAUCUUAGAGUCCAUACACAAAGGGCAGCUAGCUGGAGUCCCCAAAGAUCAAGAGUUCCUCUUGUUCGCUGUUCCCUUCGUCUGCAAUGUGCUCCGUGCUGUAGCUGAAAGUAAGGUCUUCGCUCCACCUAAUUCCUGGACAAUGGGCCUCCUGGGCCUGCUAGUCGAGAUACACAACAUUCCCGAUAUCAAGCUAUCCCUGAAGUUCGAGACAGAGCUGCUUCUCAAGGAUUUGAACACGGACAUGUCCGCUGUCAAGGUCAAGAACAUUCUUCAGUGUGAGAACCUGAAAGAAAAGUACAAAGUAGAGCAGUUGGUGUCUCUGAGCAUACCCAAGUCAGUGAACUCAAUAAUGGCGCCCCAGUCCUUCACUCCACAGCCACUACCUGCAGGAACUCCGCCCCAGCAACAUCCCAUCCCUCCCAUGAUACAUCCUCCAAUGCCUACAGAAAUGGAUUACACCAAGAUCCGUAUCAACAAUCAGUUACCCCUAUUCCAAAAGAGACCAGAGCUGACACAUUGUGUUCAAACUGCUAUAGACUCUGCUAUCACCAAGAUGGGUAGGAUCGUGGUUGAGAAGUCUAUCAAUAUGACCCUCACCACUGCUGAAAACAUUAUAAAGAAGGACUUUGCCUUGGACCCCGAGGAGAGCAAGAUGAGAAUGGCUGCUCAGUUUAUGGUACGCAGUAUCGCUGCUGCCGCCGUACUGAUUUACGCACGUGACCAACUCAACACUCUUAUCAAGGACAACUUGGUGAAGAGCUUCAUGCCAAACAUCCCCAAAACAAUGCCAGGUCUUGACAUGCAGCUGAUGCAGGAGGUUAAUGAUGCCGCCAAGUUUGUUGCUGUCGACAAUUUGGAUUUGGCCUGCAUGAGACUGCAAGCUGAUGCAGUAAAACAAGCCUUCAAAGAGAUUGAUAAGCGACUCGAAAAGGAGUACAGAAAGAGGUUUGAAUGUAGACAAGAAGGACAGAGGUUCACUAACACUAUUGUUGCAUCAAUACAAGAACAGCUACCCGAGCAGCUCCGGCUACAACCCGGGGGAUGCACCCAACAGCAGUUUAAAGUCUACCAGCAAUACGGCAAAAACAUUCCUCUUAAACAUAUUUCAGCCUCCCUGCCAAUGCCCUCUGUUCUGGCUCCCAUAUCCUCCAUCAGUUCUCAGUACCCACUCCACCCUGGUAGUUUGAACCAGGGCCAGGACAAGUGGGGCGCUCUAGACCAGCCCCAACCUGGUCAUGACCUGGCUGACAUCGGGGCUACUGGGGACAGAAGCCAUAACUUCGACAUGAACAGCAGAUCCAGUAUGAUGAACAACAGAAUGCAGUCCUUCUUCCAGCAACCUAAUGCGGGCGGCUUCGGUGCUUCUGAUAGACCUAUUGAUGAGUUGUCGAGGAUGGUAAUGUACAAGCAGCAGCAGCAGCAGCAACAACAGCAACAACAACAGCAACAACAACAGCAGCAGCAGCAACAGCAACAGGCUCAGCAGCAACAGGCUCAGCAGCAACAGCAGCAGCAACAACAGCAACAACAACAGCAACAACAACAACAGCAGCAGCAACAGCAACAGGCUCAGCAGCAACAGGCUCAGCAGCAACAGGCUCAGCAACAACAGGCUCAGCAACAACAGGCUCAGCAACAACAGGCUCAGCAACAACAGGCUCAACAACAACAGCAGGCUCAGCAACAGCAGGCUCAGCAACAACAGGCUCAGCAACAGCAGGCUCAGCAACAGCAGCAGCAACCUUUCACCAUGCCUAGUGGCCAGCAGCCUGUAUCAUAUCAGAAUGAUGAACUGCCUGGACUACUUGAUGUUCUGUACGCCAAGAUAGAAACCCUCAUACCUCAGUUCCCCGUUACUUCAUACCUUCGUCCAAUUCUUGACAAGAUCUUGAAGACGAUCCAGUCCGCCAAGUACAACAUUUCAGACAGUAUCCGUCUCAUUGGAUACAGUGUUGAAGGUAUUCUGGAGUGCCAUAGACCGGAUGUGAUGGAAAAGGAGGCGGAAAAAGCAAAGAUUCUGUGCGAGGCACAGCUCAUUAUACUGAAGUACUUAGCUCAAUCUAAUGUGUUCGGACCCCAAGUGCUACAAAAACAUACAACCAAGGCUGUUCAGGACGCUAAGGACGAGAUAAAGUACAACGACCACGCCAUAGAUCUGCUGAUAAAACACAACUUGAUAAUCAUGAAGGAGUUUGCCACCCAUCUGGCUCACAUCCUGCACAAAGAGAUAACAUCACCCCACUAUCCGCAUCACAUGCUCAUCAACAACCCUCUCUUCAAGAUCCAGAUCAACCUCGGUGUCAACAUCUGUAACAAAGUGAAAGCAGGAGACUCGAUGGUAAGAGAAGAAGAUGUGAAGCAGCUAAAAGACGUUCUCAGGUUCUUUGUACACCGCACUAAUGAGGCCGGCAGAGAGGACGAUCCCAAACACAGAGAAGAGAUGACAGCGAGCGUGAAGAUGAUAAUCCAGCAGUGGAUAAUGAUCUGCCAGAAACCAGGAGAAAACCACGAACAGCAGGUGGUUCAGUUCUUCACCCAUCUCCAGCAGCGCAGUGAGGAGACCAUCACCCUGCUCUUCAAGAUAUACGCCGAGUACAUUGCUGAGGUCAACUUUACCAACUACCUCCAGAACAAGGGUUACGUAUACAAAAUGCGAGAGGAGAUCUACAACUUCGUUGACAUUUUCGUCAAGUUAGUCUACGUGAUGAUGAAGUUUGCUGUGGUCGAACAGAACCGCCUGAAGCUCCUGAAAACCGUUCUGAUCACCGUCAAGGGAGUUCUACAGAAGGACCACGACAGAAGACAAGAACAGAAGACACAGUUCCUGGUCCUACCAUACCACAGAUUCUUUGCAAUCCUGUUCCAGGAAGUGACUGCUGAACCGAUGCCUUAUGAAAAACUGCUUGCAAUUCUGAAGAUAUUCUGCUCAGUGUACCAUCACCUUCAGCCGAGUUACCUGCCUGGUUUCACUUACGCCUGGUUAGAGCUCAUCUCCCAGAGACAGUUCCUAAACAAAAUGCUGACCACGGAGAACAAAGCCCAGCCUGGACAGGGCUGGCCCCUCUACCAGCAGCUUCUCAUUGAUCUCUUUAAGUUCCUCUACCCCUUCCUGCGAAACGCGGAACUGAUCUUCAAACAAGAGACACUGUACAAAGGAACACUGAGGUGUUUGCUGGUGCUGCUGCACGACUUCCCAGAGUUCCUCUGUGAUUAUCACUUCCCCUUCUGUGACGUCAUUCCCCCUGGCUGUGUGCAACUCAGAAACAUCAUCCUCAGCGCUUUCCCUAGCACCAAGAGUCUUCCUGAUCCGUUCAGCAAGGAUCUCAAGGUGGAUCAGCUGGAAAGCAUCACAGAAUCUCCGCGAAUGAGUUACGAUUACACGGCGGCUAUACCAGCCACAUUCAAGAAAGACCUGGACUCUUAUCUGAACAGCCGGACUCCAGUUACCUUCCUGGUUGAACUCCGCAAGCAUUUGAAGGCUCCUCAUGAGGACCUUUCUAGAGUUGUCGGCCAGGGAGAACCGGUAAAUCUAAUGACAAAGUUGGAGACUGGAAGCAAAUACAACAUUCCCCUGAUGAACAGUCUGGUGCUGUAUGUGGGAGUUAAAGCUAUCAACCUCAUGCACUCCAACCGGCACACCCCGACUCAGACCACUAUUGCUCAGGGUGCUCACAUGGAUAUAUUCCAGAACCUGGCUGUGGAUCUGGAUAAUGAGGGUCGGUAUCUGUUCCUGAACGCGAUCUGUAACCAGCUCCGUUACCCCAACACUCACACCCACUACUUCUCCUGCACUCUCCUCUACCUGUUCGCCGAGGGAAACAGCGAGAAGCUUCGAGAACAAAUCACCAGGAUUCUGUUGGAAAGGCUGUGUGCAAACCGUCCGCAUCCUUGGGGUCUGCUGAUCACCUUCAUAGAGCUGAUAAAGAACCACGACUACCACUUCUGGGAUCACGACUUUGUCACGUGUGCUCCUGAGAUAGAGAACUUGUUCAAGUCUGUGUUCAGCAACCUAGCCAGCAAAACCAACCCGAGUUUAAACAGCCGAGAGGAGGGAGAAUAGAGUGUACAUAAAUUUGUGACGUCACGUUUCAAGGUGUGACGUCCGGGGUCAAGAUGUGACGUCACAUAUUGAAGUUGUGACGUCACGUGGUCGAGAUGUGACGUCACUUGGUCGAAGUAUGACGUCACGUUGUCAAGAAGUGACGACAAGUGUUCAUGUGUAACGUCGCGCGUUCAUGUGUGGCAUCAUUUCACGUUUCAGUGAAUCCAUUGGAAAUCAUUGUUCCUUCUGUCGGUGUAUCCUGAAAGAUCGGACACCAACUACCAAAAUCUCAGUUACUUAACUCACCCCUCCCCCCUCCCCCUCUCCCAUCUCCCAUUCCCCCAGAUUUUGGGCUCUCUCCAGGGCCUGCCUGGCCCUGUGUGUUUGCCUCCUUCCCGCCUCUACCCUAGAUUUACCAUUUUUUACCUACGUUCCAUUUCCCUUUUAUUUACCAAAUACCUUGUCUUUUCAGUCCAGUAUUAUGGGUUUGAUAUUUAAUUUAGCGACGAAGAGUUGAGUAUUGAUAGUGAUGUUGUAUCUAGAUGCGUGGAGCGUUAAGAGUGACCUUUGUAUCCUGAUAAAUUUGACGAACUUUUUGUCAGGUCAACAAGCCUCGUUACAGCGCAGUGCUAGUGGCCUCUGUCACAAUUCGUCACAAUUUAUUUUCCUGAUUGUAUUGACAAAGUAUAGUUUGAGAUUGUCUGAAAAAGUAGCACAUUGCAAUUCCAUGCUCCGUUGAUCAAACUAUUUCGGUAACCAUGAUCGCUAAUAAUAAUAUGGGACAACAAAAGCGAACACUGCUUGCGCUUUCUAGGUCUUGGGUACUUUCUUAAGAAUAAGUAAAUUAGACAUGAGGCCACUUUGAGCACUGUGAUUAUGUAACUUCAUUUUGUGUCUUUUCACACCAUUCAGAAUGGAAGUUUUAAUUU
Bolinopsis microptera is the source of this 9461-nucleotide messenger RNA. Its product is annotated as CCR4-NOT transcription complex subunit 1-like. Gene Ontology annotation, biological process: nuclear-transcribed mRNA catabolic process, deadenylation-dependent decay; negative regulation of translation. The transcript has 38 exons. The coding region runs from base 37 to 8550 and encodes 2837 amino acids. Gene Ontology annotation, cellular component: CCR4-NOT core complex; P-body. Gene Ontology annotation, molecular function: molecular adaptor activity. The record is from RefSeq and is a predicted model, not a curated record. NCBI's taxonomy places the organism in Eukaryota, Metazoa, Ctenophora, Tentaculata, Lobata, Bolinopsidae.